This is a messenger RNA of Zea mays, 2245 nucleotides long. Its product is annotated as Mannose-1-phosphate guanylyltransferase 1. NCBI's taxonomy places the organism in Eukaryota, Viridiplantae, Streptophyta, Magnoliopsida, Poales, Poaceae. Bases 887 to 1972 code for a protein of 361 amino acids. The transcript has 4 exons. Gene Ontology annotation, biological process: GDP-mannose biosynthetic process. Gene Ontology annotation, molecular function: mannose-1-phosphate guanylyltransferase (GTP) activity; GTP binding. The record is from RefSeq and is a predicted model, not a curated record.
CUCGUUUCCUCCCAGCUGUGCCAGUGCCUGUGUUCGCCGGUUUGGGGGGACAGAUCACCAUGUCUUGUCACACAACUUUGUAAUCUCGUAGUGAUGGUUCGUGGUGCUCAUUGUGUGUCGGUAGGGAAGAUUUAAUUUCACGAUGCCGCAGACAAGAUCAUCCAGGAAGGCCCAGGACAGAUCUGCAAUGAGCAACGCCCACUGUUCAUUCCUUCCGUUCCUUUCCUAUCCCCACUGUUGAGACCAUGUCGUCACUUCAUCAUCUCAUCAUGGAUCCAGCCUGUAACCAUUUCGCCCUUAAAAAAAGAUACUACUAGGGGUUGAUUAAUAAUAGAUAGAUGCACACAGACAAAAAUAGAAAAAGUCAGCUGUUGCAGUGGCGUGGUUCGUUUUGCGGUGGGAGGGGAAGGGAGGGGACAUAUAAGGACAAGUGCGUUUCCAGCAGCAUACGGCGCCCGGAUACGGAUAGAGCUAUAGAUGGAUCACGCAUUCAGGCCCUGAUGCGAGCGCUCCCCCCGCCAUUUCCUUCAACUUCUGCUAAAUAGCCUAAUACCCCCAUCGGCCGAUCGGCUCCUCUACCUGCAUUUGCCGAUUGGCGUCUUCCUCGUCAACGACCAGAUCCAUCCCCUCUCCACCCGGGGACGGGGGGUCUAGAACGUCGUCAGGUCGUCCUUAUCCGCGUGCUGGCCUUCGGAUUUCGGCUGCCGCGUUGGUUUAACACAAACCACGCGUCCAUGCCUGCCGCUUCCGCAGGCUCCAUGCCACUGCCACCUGGGUGGGUUUUCUUUCCGGGGGCACAUCACACAUGGCGUCCGUCCGCGUAGGCACAGAAGGCUUCUCCUGGAGGUGUGGGAGCUGAGUUGGGAGGAGGACUGCUGCUGCAGCCAUGAAGGCCCUCAUUCUCGUCGGAGGCUUCGGCACCCGCCUGCGCCCGCUCACGCUCAGCGUGCCCAAGCCGCUCGUGGAUUUCGGCAACAAGCCCAUGAUCCUGCACCAGAUCGAGGCUCUGAAGGAAGUUGGUGUUACAGAGGUUGUCCUGGCCAUCAAUUACCAGCCUGAGGUCAUGCUCAACUUUCUCAAGGACUUCGAGAGCAAGCUUGGCAUCAAGAUCACCUGCUCGCAGGAGACGGAGCCCCUCGGGACCGCAGGCCCGCUGGCCCUGGCCCGCGACAAGCUCGCCGACGGAUCCGGCGACCCUUUCUUCGUGCUCAACAGCGACGUGAUCAGCGAGUACCCGUUCGCCGAGCUCAUUGAGUUCCACAGGGCCCACGGCGGCGAGGCCACGAUCAUGGUGACCAAGGUCGACGAGCCGUCCAAGUACGGCGUGGUGGUCAUGGAGGAGGGCACCGGCAAGGUGGAGCGGUUCGUGGAGAAGCCCAAGGCGUUCGUGGGCAACAAGAUCAACGCCGGCAUCUACCUGCUCAACCCGUCCGUGCUCGGCCGCAUCGAGCUGAAGCCGACGUCCAUCGAGAAGGAGGUGUUCCCGCGCGUCGCGGCGGACGGGGCCCUCUUCGCCAUGGUUCUCCCGGGUUUCUGGAUGGACAUCGGGCAGCCGAGGGACUACAUCACGGGCCUGCGCCUGUACCUGGACUCGCUGCGGAAGAAGGCGCCCGCCAGGCUCGCGUCGGGCGCGCACGUCCUGGGCAACGUGCUGGUGCACGAGACCGCGGUCAUCGGGGACGGCUGCCUCAUCGGGCCCGACGUCGCGGUCGGGCCAGGCUGCGUGGUGGAGGCCGGGGUGCGCCUGUCCCGCUGCACCGUCAUGCGCGCCGCGCGCGUCAAGCAGCACGCCUGCGUCUCCAGCAGCAUCAUCGGCUGGCACUCCACCGUCGGCAAGUGGGCGCGCGUCGAGAACAUGACCAUCCUCGGCGAGGACGUCCACGUCUGCGACGAGAUCUACAGCAACGGCGGCGUCGUGCUCCCGCACAAGGAGAUCAAAUCCAGCAUCCUCAAGCCCGAGAUCGUCAUGUGAUCCGGGAGUAAAUCUGGGGCGCCAAAUCCAAAUCACAAGGGGCCCUUGCAUUGCAUUGCAUUGCAUCGCAUCGCAUCCCAUCCCAUCCCGAUAUGCUUCAUACUUUUGUUGUUUGAUUUUUUGCUCGGUUGUUUGUCUGCAAGUGUAACCAGUUGUCGAGUGUUUAAUUUGUCGGCUAUAUAGACUAUUUUCAAGUUUCGCUCCGUGCUUGUAGAUAGGUAUCAGUCGUCUAUCAGAUGAGUGGAAAUAACAACUUCUCUUCGUAUACUACAA